CGAUACCUCGUUAAAAACUCUCCGGAGAGGCGAGACUUCGUAACCAACAUCCCAAGGAGGCGAUACCUUGCUGACAACUCCCCGGGGAGGCGAAACCCCGUUAACAACACACCCUGGGGAUGGACCAGUACCUUGCCGCGGUCCUGGGGCUGCCUGUCAGUUGACAGCGCUCCAAAUCUGGUCCAACACAUCUAUCUUUGACGGUCAACUCUUCAUUUGGCUGUCUUCAUGCUCUUUCUCUAUAUUCCUUGAAAAACUCAGUUAGCGGCUCUCUCUACAUCUUUGGCGGCUAUCUCAAGGCUCUCCGUGCAACUUUCUCUCUCUUUCUCUUUGGCAUUUGCCUUUCUCCAUAUCCCACGUGGCAGCUCUCCUACACUUUAUACGCGGUGGCUUCUCUUCACCCACAAUCUGGCGGUACUUCUCUUCAUAGUCGUGGCUUUUCUAUACUUCACUUAGCGGUGCUUCUCUUUCAAUACUCUGGCGGUGCUUCUCUUCUCCUAAUCGCGGCUUCUCUUCGCGUACUCUGGCGGUGCUUCUCUUUACACACUCUGGCGGUACUCCUCUUCACUUGGCGGCGUUCUUCUUCACUUGGCGGUGCUUCUCUUCACUUGGCGGUGCUUUUCUUCACACUCUCUGGCGGUACUUCUCUUCCCACACUAUGGCGGUAUUUCUCUUCCCACACUAUGGCGGUACUUCUCUUCCCACACUAUGGCGGUGCUUAUUCCCACACUAUGGCUGUACUUUCUUCCCACAUAUGGCGGUACUUCUCCUCACACACUAUGGCGGUGCUCUUUCACAACCUCUACACGGUGGUUUUUUUAAACAUUGCGGUACCUCUCUACACCUCGAGGGUUCCAUCUUUCCUAGUAUUCAGCGGGAUUGACUUCUAUAUUCGGCAAAUCUGUCAUAUCUUCGUUGCGGUCCUUGGUGCGGUGGAGAUCCUCUGUACGUUCAAACUUCAUUGGCGUCUAUCUACCUUCUUCUUGCCGGCGUCUGCCAACAUCGUAACGUUAUGUUCCAUUGCCUAUGGCUGA
This is a messenger RNA of Periconia digitata, 1034 nucleotides long. Lineage: Eukaryota; Fungi; Ascomycota; Dothideomycetes; Pleosporales; Periconiaceae. The record is from the annotation of a GenBank genome assembly.